This is a messenger RNA of Pristis pectinata (smalltooth sawfish), 2177 nucleotides long. It is a transcript of the gene gprc5ba, whose product is annotated as G protein-coupled receptor, class C, group 5, member Ba. Gene Ontology annotation, biological process: G protein-coupled receptor signaling pathway. NCBI's taxonomy places the organism in Eukaryota, Metazoa, Chordata, Chondrichthyes, Rhinopristiformes, Pristidae. The transcript is spliced from 4 exons. The record is from RefSeq and is a predicted model, not a curated record. Gene Ontology annotation, molecular function: G protein-coupled receptor activity; protein kinase activator activity; protein kinase binding. Gene Ontology annotation, cellular component: plasma membrane; extracellular exosome; signaling receptor complex. The coding region runs from base 695 to 1861 and encodes 388 amino acids.
GCGAAUGAUGGCUUUUGUAUGAACGGUAGCAGGGAACCGGGAAGUAAAGAUGUUGAGGCAGCCCGCUGCCUGGAGUAGUUUGAUGAUAAAACACAAAUGGGUGACGUUGGUAGCAACACUAGGAAACGAAUGGUGGAAAAGUUUUGGUUAUGAGACCAAUUGCCAGCGAGAAUGGGCCAGACUUUCAAAGUCCGUUACAUGGCAGCAUUACGUUGUAACACAUUCUAUUGUGCUACAACUUCUCGCUGCGUGCAGAACCUUCGAAAUUUCCGGCUCGAGUUAGAAAAUGAUUUUCUGUAAAGUUGCUCGGCAGCCAUUUCUCCCCCAACUGAAGUUGGUCUCUUGCCCCAGUUGGACAGUCCCAAUGCAGGACGUGCGAUUUGUCAGUUUCACAUGGCAGUGUCGUUGACGUCAGGAGAGAAAUUGCAAGUGAGAGCAGUGAGCCCCGGCGAGCGCUGGCUGCACUAGCGGGCUGGAGUGAGAGGCGGGGGAGAUAGCUCGGCUCUACCGGCCUGGCCCAGCCCAGCCCAGCUCAGCCCAGCCCAACUUCGCUCGGUCCAGAUCCGGCGGGGCACGCAGCUCCCACGGGAGAGUCAGCCCGCACGCACCAGCGAGGAGCGGGGCAAGCAACCUACUUUCACUGUAUCUCUGCACCGCAUUUUAGAUUGGAAUCUGGAUCGUGUGAGUGGGCAGUAUGAAAACACUUUCGGCUGCUUCAUUCAUCCUUCUCUCAUCAAUUAAUUAUGGAUAUUCACAGAAUUCGAGCAAUCCUAUUUCAGACAGAGGCUGUGGAUUAAACCUCCUUCCACACUAUCUGAACCUGUGCAGCCUGGAUGUAAUAUGGGGCAUAGUCGUGGAGGCGGUGGCAGGUGCCGGGGUACUGACUGCAUUCUUAUUGAUGCUGAUUCUUCUGGUGAAGUUGCCAUUCAUUAAAGACAAAGAAAAGAAGAGUCCUCUGGGAAUCCAGUUCCUGUUCUUGUUUGGCACACUUGGGCUGUUUGGACUGUCAUUUGCAUUUAUCAUACCAGAAGACGAAAAAACAUGCCCUACAAGAAGAUUCUUAUGGGGAGUUUUGUUUGCACUCUGCUUUUCAUGCUUAUUAGCACAGGCAUGGAGACUCCGUCAGCUGGUACAGCAUGGCAAAGGCCCUUCUGGAUUGCUAUUGGCCGGCAUUGCAGUCUGCCUCAUGCUAGUUCAAGUUAUUAUUGCAGUUGAGUGGUUGAUCAUAACCAUUGUCAGAGAACAAAAACCUGCUUGCAAAUAUGAGCAGAUGGACUUUGUCAUGGCAUCCAUUUAUGUUAUGUUCCUGAUGGCUGUUACCUUCUCCCUUUCCUUCUUCACCUUAUGUGGAAAAUUCAAGAAAUGGAAGAAGAAUGGAACCUGUAUUAUUCUAACUAUGUUCUUUUCCAUCUUGAUUUGGGUUGCAUGGAUUGUCAUGUACCUCUAUGGCAACAGGGAACUGAAAAAACAACCUCUGUGGGAUGAUCCUGCUCUCUCCAUUGCACUUGUUUCUAAUGGGUGGAUAUUUCUCAUUUUUCAUGCUAUCCCGGAAGUCCAUUGCUCAAUUAUUCCAUCAAAACAAAACACACCAGAUUAUUUUGAUGCAGUUCAGCCAAGAAUACGUGAGACUAACUUUGAAGAAGAAUUGCAACUUCCACGUACUUACAUGGAAAAUAAGGCUUUCUCCUUAGAUGAAUCUGGAGCAGCCUUUAAAUCUGGAUUUCGCAAUGGGAGUCUGGGACAUAGACCCAACAUUCAACUUCGGAGUAAUGUUUACCAACCCACUGAAAUGGCAGUUGUACUUAAUGGUGGAAAUAUCCCAUCUGCUCCUCCAAGCUAUGCAGGAAGACAUCUUUGGUGAAGGCAAAACUGUUUGAGCUGUAAGCAAAUUCCAGCUGUUCAAAUGGACAAAAAUCAGUACAAGUGGAAGCUUGUGGUAGUGAAACCAGUAGAAGCUGUUUGAAGCCCAGUUAAAUGGGAAGAUAUUCAAAACUGAUUUUUUUUAAUAGGGAUGUACAGUGAAGCUUGUAGGGUGUACAUAUGAAGUACUUUUUCUUUUAAAGGUGCGAGUCUUUAAAUGAUACUGAAGAAAACAUUUGUGGCUCUGGAGCAUUUUUGUGUUAUGUAAAUAUAGAGUGCAUUACAUUUAAUAAAUUAUGGCAGUGUGUAACUUUCAA